UGAUGACGUCUGACAGCACCGGGGCAGCGCUUCUUGGUAACGGUGAAGCUAAGCUAACAGUGAGUUCGCUUCUCACGGGUUGUUGUUGUUCCUCCUCCGCUCGGCAGGGCUCCGCCUCGUUGUCUUCCCGGCGGCUUUGGUCAGUGACAGACGGACGCUCAGGUCAGACUUUCAACAUUAACCCUCCGGGAUGUCUUUCCUGGAGAAGCCGGCCCCCGGCAGGCUGCUACUGGACGACACCGUACCCCUGACGGCGGUGAUCGAAGCCAGCCAGAACCUACAGUCCCACACGGAGUACAUCAUCCGGGUCCAGAGGGGCGUGUCAUCAGACAACAGCUGGCAGGUGAUUCGCCGCUACAGUGACUUCGACGUUCUCAACAGCAGCCUGAUGGUGUGCGGUAUCAGUCUCCCUCUCCCUCCAAAGAAGCUGAUCGGAAACAUGGACAGGGAGUUCAUAGCGGAGAGGCAGAGAGGACUGCAGACCUAUCUGGACUCCAUUACCCAGCAUAACCUGCUUUCCAGCUCCCUGCCUGUCAAGAAGUUCCUAGACCCAAACAACUACUGUGCCAACUACACAGAGAUCGCGCUGCAGCAGGUCUCCAUGUUCUUCCGGUCCGACCUGAAGUGGGAGGUCCUGGAGCCUCUCAGAGACAUCGGCUGGAGGAUCAGGAAGAAAUAUUUUUUAAUCAAAAACAAAGAGCAGCCCAAAGAGAGGUAUCUGCUGAACUGGGUGGAUCUGGGUCCUGAUAAGUUCCUGUCUGACAAAGACCUGCAGUCGGCCAUGAAGCUACUAACAAACCUCUCUGUUCCAUAUCUCUGUCCGCUGUUGUUCUCCAGCACCAGUGAGUCUUCAGCUCUGCUCAUCCGGCCAUUCAGUGAGCGAGGCUCCCUGAGAGACCACAUCUGUAAGGUGAAGCCCAGAGAGAUUUACCUGAAGAAGUACUGUAACCCGAAGAAGAGCCAGGGCCUCGAACUGCUGCAGAUCAAACUGUAUGGCCGUCAGAUCCUGGAGGGGCUGAAGCUCCUCCAUGAUGGCGGCGUAUUUUACGGUCACCUGCACGCUUCCAACGUCAUCGUGGACGACGGCGUGUGUCGACUGAUGGACGUGGAGAAUGGCAUGCUGGGAGUUCCUUCACCGCUACGACCAAGCUUCACCCAGCUCAGGAAGAUCAACACCACAGAGAGCAUCGACGUCUUCUGCUUUGGACACUUACUGUACGAGAUGACAUACGGCCGACCGCCAGACAGCGUUCCCGUCGAUCAAUACCCCACUGUCCCCUACACAGCUGUGGUUUCAGUGCUGCGGUCCAUUCUGUCCACAGAAGCCUGUAAGAGUGGGAUGCCAAAGGUGUCGGAGCUCAUCCAGACAACGCUGUUCAGUGACGUCCAGCUCCAACACUCAGAAAAACUCCAGAUCAAGGUUUCCAGCAGGCUAAAGGAGGCGCUGAAGGGGGCAAAGGAGAGUCUGGAAAAGAGGCUGCAGGAGGAGCAGAGAGUGCUCCACCAGCACAGGAGGCUGACCAGAGCUCAGUCUCACCACGGCUCAGAGGAAGAGAAGAAGAGGAGGAAGAUUCUGGCGAGGAAGAAGUGCAGACAGUCAGCUUAUGAAAAUGAAGAAGACAUCUCUGUCAGAAACAACAAUAACUCUGGUUCUGGAGCCAGUUCCCCUCCGACAUGCCCCUCAUCUCCCACCCCCCCAUCCACCACAGGAGCCCAGACUGCCCCUCCCCCUCCUCCUGCUCCGCCUCCACCCCCUCCUAUGCUGGGCACCCCGUCCUGCCCCCCUCCUCCCCCUCUGUCCUCCUGUGAUGGAGCAGGGGGAGGUCGUGCCGCCUUGCUGAGCUCCAUCCAGACCUUCAGUAAGGGCAAACUGAAGAAGGCCGAUACCGCCGACCGCAGCAAGCCUGUCAUCUGACCCCGCCCACCGCCACUACCCGUCCUUGACCUGGGAACCAUCAUUGCGGCAACAUGACAACCCACUGGUUCUGUACUGCGGUCUGGAGCGGUUCAUGUUGUCGCUCCCUGAGAUGUGAAAACAAAUCACUAGCCAAAACAAAAAAAAAAA
This is a messenger RNA of Xiphias gladius (swordfish), 2065 nucleotides long. RefSeq names its product PX domain containing serine/threonine kinase (gene pxk). Gene Ontology annotation, biological process: protein targeting to lysosome; early endosome to late endosome transport; endosome to lysosome transport. The transcript has 18 exons. The record is from RefSeq and is a predicted model, not a curated record. Lineage: Eukaryota; Metazoa; Chordata; Actinopteri; Istiophoriformes; Xiphiidae. Bases 191 to 1915 code for a protein of 574 amino acids. Gene Ontology annotation, molecular function: protein kinase activity; ATP binding; actin binding. Gene Ontology annotation, cellular component: extrinsic component of endosome membrane; late endosome; early endosome.